This is a messenger RNA of Physcomitrium patens, 3172 nucleotides long. RefSeq names its product 65-kDa microtubule-associated protein 1. The record is from RefSeq and is a predicted model, not a curated record. Gene Ontology annotation, molecular function: microtubule binding. NCBI's taxonomy places the organism in Eukaryota, Viridiplantae, Streptophyta, Bryopsida, Funariales, Funariaceae. Gene Ontology annotation, cellular component: spindle; cytoplasm. Gene Ontology annotation, biological process: microtubule cytoskeleton organization.
AAUAUCCGAGUAGACUAAAAGAUGAGAUCGAAGAGCUGAAGCUACACCAUCGCAAGACACUUGAAGAAUUUGGUGAUCGACCCGUUGAAUCCUCAACCAUGUCUUUUGUGCGUAUGUGAAUCAACUCUUCAUGAUCCAUCAACCUGGAGACCUACAGCGAAUCGUCCAACUCGCCGACUUACAGUGCUUCCUCUAAUUGCAAAGCUGUCCAAGGUCAUGUGAGAAACAUUGAUUACUGCUUCAACGGCCAGGCCAUCGUGAUUCCGUCGUCCAGCUCAGAUCUUCAAGGUAGAACCCAAUAAGGAGGCGUUUUAUGGACACGAUGGCACGGCAACGAAGGGACUAAUUGGGCUUCGGAAUGGAGGGAAGUCAAAGGGGAAGAAGAGACGGGGAGGGGUGCGCGAGUGAUGGGCAGCUUGACAGAUCAAUAGUUGUACAGAGUUUUCUGAACGAUUGUCGGAGUUGCAGAGUGCCUGAGCCUUGGCAGUGAAUUUUGUGUCAUACAUGAGUUAUCAUUACUGCCAUUGGCGCUUCUUGCGUGCCUCUUGCUCGCUCUGUGUGGGUCGUCUUCCUCGGGUGCCAUUUGGGAACACUACUCCCUGGUCAGGCAUUGUCUCUCUACCUGCCGUUUCUUACAGUGCUCUAUAACCUAUUUUCUUUCCCUCAUUUGGGCUGUCUGUGGAGCUUGGGACUGGGGAAGAGGUGGACAGGAGUACGGAUAGGAGAUUUUUUUUGUGCAUGUGUGAUUUCGACUUUCCAGCAACGCUCGAAGUGCAGGUGAUCUUGUAGAAGCCACAAUGGUUCAGCAGCCUGUGACGGACACCAUUGUGGAUACAACUUGCGGCACACUUCUUCGUGAGCUCCAGCACAUAUGGGACGAAGUUGGAGAAAACGAAGUGGAAAGGGACAAGAUGCUGUUGCAGCUGGAGCAGGAGUGUCUAGAGGUUUAUAGACGCAAAGUAGAUGCAGCUAACCAUGCUCGAACCCGGUUGCAUGAAACCCUUGCAAGUGCGGAGGGGGAAUUCUCCGCACUGUUCUCUGCUCUUGGAGAACCUGCUUUUAGUCAACGUGAGAAGCGCACUGGUACACUGAAGGAUCAAGUUGCCGCUAUCGGGCCUCAAUUGGAGGAACUGCGUCGAAGGAAAGCAGAACGAGCUAGGCAAUUUGUGGAGGUGAAGACGAAGAUUGCUAAGAUUUGUGAAGAGAUUGCAGGAACUUAUGGAGAAGUGAAUGUUCCCGACGAGAAGGAUUUAACGCUCGAAAGGUUGAACGACUAUCAUGGCCAGCUGGAAGCACUCCAGAAAGAGAAGAGUGAGCGUCUGCACAAAGUGCUGGAGGACGUGAACUUAAUGCGACAACUGUGCUCAGUCAUGGGCAUGGACUUUUUUCAAUUGGUUACGGAAGUUCAUCCCAGCUUGGACGAUUCACAAGAGCUUCCCAAAAGCAUCAGCAACAAAACUCUUGAUUGUCUGGGAAAGACGAUUCACUCCUUGCAGGCUGAAAAGAGGAAAAGAGUAGCAAAGAUUAAGGAGCUUGGAACAUCGAUGAUGGAAUUGUGGAGUCUGAUGGAAACUCCAGUUGAAGAGCGGCAGAUUUUUCAGCAUGUGACAUGCCUCAUCUCAGCUAGUGAAGAUGAAAUUAGUGGCCCAAGUUCUCUUUCAGUAGAAACUAUUGAGGAGGCCCAGAUUGAGGUAGAAAGGCUUGAUGUGCUCAAGAAGAGCAAGAUGAAAGAACUUGUGAUGAAAAAGAGAAUGGAGCUAGAAGAAGUGUGCAAAAGUGCUCACUUGGAGCCGGAUGCUAACACUGCUGCUGAAAAGCUUAUUGCUGCGAUAGAUUCAGGAACGGUGGAUGCAGCAGAGCUUCUCGCAAAUCUUGAAGAGGAGAUUGUUACAGCCAAGGGGGAGGUAGCCAGCAGGAAGGACAUCAUGAAUUUAAUGGAGAAGUGGAUGUCAGCAUGUGAAGAGGAGGGGUGGCUUGAGGACUACAAUAAGGAUGAAAAUAGGUUUAAUGCCAAAGGCGCUCAUUUGAACCUUAAACGAGCUGAAAAGGCACGUGCAGCCAUCGCCAAACUUCCUGCCAUGGUGGACUUAUUGACGCAAAGAACAAAAUCAUGGGAAGAAGAACGAGGCAUUCCGUUCAUGUUCGAUGGGGUGCGGUUGCUGUCUAUGCUGAAUGAAUACAAGAAUCUUAGGGAAGAGAAAGAGGAGGAGAAGCGUCGCCUGAAGAAUCACAAGAAAGUCCAGGAGCAGAUGUUGACCGAGAAGGAGACCCUUUUCGGGUCUAGACCAAGUCCUGCUAAGCCUGCGCCUUUGAGCAGUAAGAAAGCGGAGAGAGGCCCUCGAAUAAGCAACAUUGGAGGCAAUGGACAUAAUCCGGCAAGUAGGCGCUUGUCCAUGGGUGAUGCUAUAAUGCAGCCUCCAGCAACUCCUGAAUUGUCUCGUAACGGUAGCACUAAUUCACGGAACCCAGCCUCCAACGGGAAUGGCAAAGAAAUGAAACGUGAAAGAACCAAACCUGCUGCGCCUGUUAGUAACGUUGCAAUCGAGAAAGAGAUCACAAGCACUGAUGGUGGAUCCGCACCUACUUCCCCUCGGCUCUAGCUCUAUGUUUACCUCGUUCUCCUGCCCAACAGCUGUUUUGUGGACGAUGUGGACGGGCAGUCGGUCCCAGCUCUAACCAUUCAACUGUACCACAUUCAGCGCUCCGAAAAAGCCCCCUUGUAAUCAACCAGAGCUCAGCAGCCCUUUUCUAAGAGGAAGCCGGACCCAAUCUCGUCUUGUCGAGCACCAUCGUGACUUUUUGUUGGAGGAACUUAGGGUUAAUGCUGUUCUGGCUUCUAAUUCAUUUGCCUCAGAAAUCCUAGGAAGUAGCAAAAGUGGAUGGAAGCUCUUUUGCGUUUCCACGUGUAUUAAUAGCCUACCAGCGAGCACCAACCUCUGAGCAGCUAAGUUCCUCUGUCAAUCAUCUAGAUUGAAUGGGUCUGUCAAGUACUGACACUGUACCAUCGUCUCGUUCAUCAGAAGGUUGGAUUGUCUGCAUUUAGCACUGAAUGGAGAGGACAGAUUUGCAUGAGGAGGUUGAGGGGUCGCGAGCUGAGGGCACGACAUUAUGCUGAACCAAGUCUUAGCUCUGGAAUUAAUCAUUUUAAUACCAUAAACUUAUCUUCAAAACA